Diuraphis noxia (Russian wheat aphid) is the source of this 2084-nucleotide messenger RNA. RefSeq names its product atonal bHLH transcription factor 8-like protein net (gene net). Gene Ontology annotation, cellular component: nucleus. Gene Ontology annotation, biological process: positive regulation of transcription by RNA polymerase II; anatomical structure morphogenesis. Lineage: Eukaryota; Metazoa; Arthropoda; Insecta; Hemiptera; Aphididae. The record is from RefSeq and is a predicted model, not a curated record. Gene Ontology annotation, molecular function: protein dimerization activity; E-box binding; DNA-binding transcription factor activity.
UCACCAGUACUGGUCUAGAAGACAACGCGUUCGGUUCACGGUUGUUCAACAUAAUCAUUUUUUUUUUCUUACAUCGGAUAUUAUUAAUAUUUUUCAAUAAGUGCGAGUGUUUAAAAAAAAUUUUAUUAUUCGUUCGAUCAGUGAAUUUGUGCUCUGACUAUACUUAGUAAUAAACUAAUAAUAAUACAAUGGUGACUUCGCGCAUAUCAUUAGAAGGGCUUUUGCAAAACAGACUGACUACGGACAUUUGCAAGGACACGUUAAGGAUGCAAGGAAACGCAACGGAUUUGUUUCAUUUAUAUGCGGGUAAACACCUCGCGGACGACACGUCGUCGUCGUCGUGUGGCGCGGAGAUGAUGACCACCGUGACAAUCAAGCGGGAAGCGCACACGCCCACCACUGACCAGAGCGAAGACUCCGGCGUGGACGUGUCGGCUGUGGCUGAUGGCCACGUCGGUCGCGGGCCGUUCAAACGAAAACGGUCGGACGACUCCGACUUUGGAGACGGUUGUCCGACCGCAGCCAAGUCCAGCAGGACGGCUGAUGCUGCCGCGGUCGCGGCCAGUGUACUGCGGUCGAUCAACAUGGAAGCGUGCACUCCGUUCAGGCCGUGGAGCUGCAACGACGAAUCGUCGUCGGACGUGGGCCUCCGGCUGUUCCAUGACAUACGUAAUGUGGACAGGAUACGGACGCUGACGCAGCAACGCCGCAGCGAACAGUCGCCGUUGCCACCACCGCCGCCGCCGCCAGAACCGCAACCCUUGGACCUGACCAAAAGCCAUCGGACCGCGGCGGGACCAGCCAACGCCGCAGAGUUGGACGCGAUCACGGCCGACGAUGCCGAGAGCUCCGCCGAAUACGCCACACCGUCAUCGGGUGCGGCGUCGUUCCCAUGUGCAGUCACGGAAACAGCCUCGGCCGCCGGAGCGUCGACCACCACGGCCACGACCAGGUACAGCAAAAACAUGUCCCGGGCCCGGAGGAUCGAGGCGAACGCCCGCGAAAGAUCUCGGGUGCACACCAUCAGCGCAGCAUUCGACACGCUCAGGGCCACCAUACCGUCGUACUCCCGGAAUCAGAAACUGUCCAAACUGUCGACGAUCCGGAUCGCCAGCGCUUACAUACUGACGUUGUCCCGACUGCUGGACAUGGACUACAGCGCUGAGCACGACAGCCCGUCCGUGGCCGAGUGCGUGGACAACAUCACGGGUAUCAUACACAUGGARGGUAAGGCGAGAAAAAGGAAAGACGAUCAGUGAUGAUGAUGAUGAUGACCAAAUCGACGUUAACGUGAUACCGCAGAAUCGUGAAUAAUAUGUUUUUCCAUAUUGUAUAUCAUUACAAAAUAUAAUAAAUAAAAAUAUUAUAUUUUUUAUUCGCGGAAGACGAUUAUAUUAUGAAAUGACAAUGUUUACGACGAGAAAGACGUAUAUCACAAUAUCUGCGGAUCAAAUCGACUGAUCUAGAAAACUGCAGAGAGAGAGAGAGAGAGGGAGAGAGAGAGAGAGAAAGUAAACGUAUUGAAUAUUAAUGUAUAUACAUAAUAUAUUGAUUUUCGUCGUACAAGUAAUAUACUCGAAGUUCGGAAAUAAUUAUUCCAAGCAGUGAUGAUAGAAUCACCCUCCUCAUCACUGGACACGGCGAACGUCACUUCRGUGCGCACCUUUUUCACCCUCGCGAAGAUCACAAAAGCCAGACGCUCGUGAUCCACAUGUUAAAACACAUGGCCAUCACACUUGUCGCGUAAAUAAUAUAAGGUUGUAAUAAAUAUUAUAUUAAUAAAAUAUUAUAUUGUUAUUGCUACGACGAGUGCGCUGGGCUUGCGUUUGUACACCUAUAUAUAGUAUGCACGUCGACGGUUGACCUAUAAAAAUAAAACUCAUGCAAUAAUAAUAUAAUAUAUUAUACAUGAUGCAUAUUAUUUCGCGUUGUUAUAAAGCACAAUAGCGUACUGCACGCACACGGAAACACGACAUUUUGUAUAAGUCAAAAUAAACGUUGUGAUGUACGUAUGCAUAUUUUAUUAUAUUAUUAUAGUGGCAUAAAAUAAUAAAAAUUAUUGUAAUAAUAUUAUACAUAUUAUA